Messenger RNA from Scylla paramamosain (green mud crab), 2648 nucleotides. It is a transcript of the gene mEFTu1, whose product is annotated as elongation factor Tu, mitochondrial-like. The coding region runs from base 111 to 1508 and encodes 465 amino acids. Gene Ontology annotation, molecular function: GTPase activity; GTP binding; translation elongation factor activity. Lineage: Eukaryota; Metazoa; Arthropoda; Malacostraca; Decapoda; Portunidae. The transcript is spliced from 9 exons. Gene Ontology annotation, cellular component: mitochondrion. The record is from RefSeq and is a predicted model, not a curated record. Gene Ontology annotation, biological process: mitochondrial translational elongation.
AUACUGUGAAACUUUUGAGGGUGUCGUUCAUGGUUAAUAGACUUUUCUCCUGAUUCUUGUUCUUCCUUUAUGUUCUUUGGUGCAUAUGUAAGAGGCAGACGACGCUCAACAUGGCGGCAUGCAGGGUGCUACGUUUGCUGGCCACGCCGGGGUUGUCACUGAGUGUGCCUGCACUGCAUGGCCACACCAGGAGCCUUGUGCAGCGGGCCAGACUCCUGCCUGCCACCGUUCAGGUCCGCAACUAUGCAGAGAAGAAAGUGUUCCAGCGAGAUAAGCCUCACUGCAACAUUGGUACAAUUGGGCAUGUUGACCAUGGCAAAACAACUCUUACUGCUGCUAUUACAAAAGUUCUUUCUGAGAAAGAAUUAGCGCUUGCCAAGAGGUAUGAUGAGAUCGACAAUGCUCCGCAAGAGAAGGCACGAGGCAUUACCAUUAAUGUGGCUCACAUUGAGUACAGCACAGAGAACAGACACUAUGGCCACACGGACUGCCCUGGACACGCUGAUUACAUCAAGAACAUGAUAAUUGGCACGUCUCAAAUGGAUGGAGCGAUUCUUGUUGUGGCUGCCACUGAUGGUGUGAUGCCUCAGACUAGGGAGCACCUUCUUCUGGCAAAGCAGAUUGGCAUUGAGAACAUUGUUGUGUUUGUAAAUAAGGUUGAUGCUGCUGAUGAGGAAAUGGUUGAACUUGUUGAAAUGGAGGUUCGAGAGUUGCUGACAGAAAUGGGUUAUGAUGGUGACAAUGUUCCUUUGAUCAAGGGCUCUGCUUUGUGUGCAGUUGAAGAAAAAGAUCCUGAAUUAGGAAAGAAUGCUAUUGAAGCACUAAUGGCGGAAGUUGACAAACACAUUCCAACUCCUCAGCGAGAGUUGGAGAAGCCUUUCAUGCUGCCUGUUGAGAGUGUGUACUCCAUAGCAGGUCGUGGGACUGUGGUUGGUGGUCGGCUGGAAAGAGGAGUCAUAAAGAAGGGGAUGGAGUGUGAGUUCCUUGGGUUUGGAAAGAAGUUCAAGAGCACAGUAACAGGUGUUGAAAUGUUCCACCAAACUUUAGAGGAGGCACAAGCUGGGGACCAGAUGGCUGCCCUGGUGCGGGGCCUCAAGCGUGAUGACGUCAUCAAGGGCAUGAUCAUGUGCAAACCUGGAACUAUGAAAGCUCACGACCAUGUGGAGGGACAAGUUUAUGUGCUGACGAAGGAGGAGGGAGGGAGGAGCAAACCCUUCACCUCCUACCUGAACAUGCAGGUGUACAGCAAGACUUGGCGGGCUAGUGCUCAGAUUAUCAUCCCUGAAAAGGAGAUGGUGAUGCCUGGGGAAGAUGCCAGGCUGGUGAUACGCAUGUUCAAGCCCAUGGUGCUGGAAAAAGGCCAGCGCUUCACCCUGCGAGAGGGAUCUGUCACCAUUGGCACCGGAGUCUUUACUACCAUCAACAAACCACUGAAUGAGGAAGAAAAGACCAUGCUGUUGGAAGGGAAGAAGUACAGAGAGAAGAAACUGAAAGCUGCAGGCAAAUAAGUGAUCAACAGUUUCAUUGUUGCAGGAUUUUACACAUUACUUGUUGCUGUGCCAGAGAAGGACUCCUCUCAUUUGGCUUGUUGUCUUUGUUUUCAAUUAUGGGAAUUUCUUAGCAUUGUGUUUGUGGCACUGGGCAACUAAUACAACUAUUCAGAUGCUUUCUUGGAAGUUGAACUUGUACAUACAUUUUGACUUCAGUUUCUGCAAGACCAUUGGUGUUUGAGUAUGCUAAGAGCCUUCACUUUUGUUCCUUCUUCAUCACUGAAAUGUUUCACUCCCUGAUCAUCAGUUUCCUUCAUUCACAUUGCAGUUCAUCUCAUUUUGUCAGUUGAUAUUUUGUAAUUCAUCAGACUGGUAUUCUUAAUUCUGCUGAUGAAAUAUUGUGUUUGUAGUUCUCAAUUAUCUCAUUAAUCAUCAAUAAGUGUAGUUUUUCUUAUUUAAUAUACAUAAUGGAACUCCAGGUACUAAGUAACUAAACUACCUGAAAAUAAUGGAAAAUAGAGUUCUACAGGAAUAGUGUUUGCUUCUUGAGGAGAGUGAUGGAUAUUAUCUUGUGCCUGACAGGAAAAGUGGACACUGCCUGAUGAAAUGAUUAAAGAACAGCAUCUGCUUCAAAUAAAAGCAGUAAGUUAAUAAUCAUGACUUUCACAGAGUUUGUAAGUCAGCUCAUCCAAGCUCAUCCAUACACUUGACAGAUCUUUUCACUUACAUGAUGUAAGAAUAUUUUUGGCAAACAUAUUCAUGUAAGUGGCUGUUUUUAGAGUAGUGAAGCACAGCCAGCUGAGUCUUGUAUUGGUCAUAGGAAAUGUUAGAAUGAGAAGAUUGAUGGCCACUUCAUUUAAGUUUGUUUAUCUCAUGAAUUUUUGUAUCAGAUCUUAGUAUUUCAUCCUUGUAUGUUGAUAUGAUAGAGGAGUUCCGCUUGGUAAUUCAGAACAUAAGGCAUUAUGUCAGAUUGUAAAAAGAAAUCUCAUCACACUGUGUCACAUAUAGUGGCAGAAAAAAAAUAGAAUGGUGUAGUUAUUUUCAGAAGUACUUGUAAAAUCCUGACAUGUUCUGUUGAAUCCUCUUGUAAUGUUAUUUUUUUUAUAAAAAUUAAAAUCAGUUGUUUGUAAUAAUUCUGUAAAUAAAAUAAUUAUGUUA